Oryza brachyantha (malo sina) is the source of this 3090-nucleotide messenger RNA. Its product is annotated as AP-1 complex subunit gamma-2-like. Gene Ontology annotation, molecular function: clathrin-cargo adaptor activity. The transcript is spliced from 20 exons. Gene Ontology annotation, biological process: receptor-mediated endocytosis; Golgi to vacuole transport; intracellular protein transport. The coding region runs from base 26 to 2731 and encodes 901 amino acids. Gene Ontology annotation, cellular component: membrane coat; AP-1 adaptor complex; Golgi apparatus. The record is from RefSeq and is a predicted model, not a curated record. Lineage: Eukaryota; Viridiplantae; Streptophyta; Magnoliopsida; Poales; Poaceae.
AUCCCCCCGCCCCCGCCCCCUGGAAAUGGACACCGUCGAGAAGAUCGUCGAGGACUUCGCCUCGGACAUCGCCAUCAGCUCCUUCUCCUCCGGCACGCGCCUCCGGGACAUGAUACGGGCGAUACGCGCGUGCAAGACGGCGGCGGAGGAGCGGGCGGUGGUGCGGCGGGAGUGCGCGGAGAUACGCACGGCCAUCAGCGAGAACGAGCAGGAGCUGCGGCACCGGAACAUGGCGAAGCUCAUGUUCAUCCACAUGCUCGGGUACCCUACCCACUUCGGCCAGAUGGAGUGCCUCAAGCUCAUCGCCGCCGCGGGAUACCCUGAGAAGCGGAUCGGCUACCUCGGCCUCAUGCUGCUCCUCGACGAGCGGCAGGAGGUCCUCAUGCUCGUCACCAACUCCCUCAAACAAGAUCUCAAUCAUUCGAACCAGUUCAUCGUGGGGCUUGCACUGUGUGCGCUUGGGAAUAUCUGCUCUGCUGAAAUGGCGCGGGAUCUGUCGCCUGAAGUUGAGAGGCUGAUGCGUAGUAGGGAAGUUAACACAAAGAAAAAGGCUGCUUUGUGCUCUAUAAGAAUUGUGAGAAAAGUCCCAGACUUGGCAGAAAACUUCAUGGGUCUCGCUUCAUCGCUAUUGAAGGAGAAACAUCAUGGGAUUCUGAUAUCUGCAGUUCAACUCUGCACAGAACUGUGUAAAGCCAGCAAAGAUGCACUAGAGUACCUGAGAAAGAACUGCAUUGAAGGUUUGGUCCGCAUACUGAGAGAUGUCUCCAACAGCUCUUAUGCUCCUGAAUAUGACGUUGCUGGCAUAUCAGAUCCUUUCUUGCAUAUUCGAGUUCUUAAACUGAUGCGCAUUUUAGGUCAAGGAGAUGCAGAUUGCAGUGAAUAUAUGAAUGAUAUUCUUGCUCAGGUUGCAACGAAAACUGAGUCAAAUAAGAAUGCUGCUAAUGCCAUCCUGUAUGAAUGUGUUCAGACUAUAAUGGGUAUCGAAGCUACUAGCGGUUUACGAGUGCUUGCAAUCAAUAUUUUGGGUAGAUUCUUGUCAAAUCGUGAUAAUAAUAUAAGAUAUGUUGCUCUGAACAUGCUUAUGAGGGCCAUUACCGUAGAUACUCAGGCAGUACAGAGGCACAGGACGACAAUACUGGAGUGUGUAAAGGAUGCAGAUGCUUCUAUUCGCAAGAGGGCCCUUGAACUUGUGUAUUUGUUAGUCAAUGAUACAAAUGUAAAGCCUUUGACUAAAGAGCUUGUGGACCACUUAGAUUUAGCUGAUCCAGACUUCAAAGAAGAUCUCACCGCCAAGAUAUGCUCAAUAGUUGAAAAAUUUUCUCAAGAGAAGUUAUGGUACCUUGAUCAGAUGUUCAAGGUUUUAUCCUUGGCUGGAAAUCAUGUGAAAGAUGAUGUAUGGCAUGCCCUCAUUGUUGUAAUAAGCAAUGCAUCAGAACUUCAAGGAUACUCAGUGAGGUCAUUAUAUAUGGCUCUACAAUCAUUUGUUGAUCAGGGAAGUUUAGUAAGAGUGGCUGUUUGGUGCAUCGGUGAAUAUGGUGAAAUGCUAGUGAACAAUGUUGGCAUGCUGCAAGGGGAGAAACCUAUUACGGUAACAGAAUCCGAUGCCGUGGAUGCUGUACAAAUCGCUCUUAACCGUUACUCUGCUGAUGUGACUAUUCGAGCUAUGUGUCUUGUUGCUCUUUUGAAGCUAUCGUCACGAUUUCCAUCAAUAUCAGAGAGAAUACAGCAAAUAGUUUCCCAUAAUAAAGAGAAUAUUGUGCUUGAACUACAGCAAAGAUCAAUUGAAUUCAGUUCCAUCAUGCAAAGACAUCAGUCUAUCAGGCCAUCUUUGCUUGAGCGUAUGCCUGUAUUGGAUGAAGCUAGUUAUUUGCUGAAGAGGGCUAGUACUACACAGGCAACUCUUGCAGCAGAUAAGCCUACCCCAGCAGUCACUCCUGGGGGCCUUAAGCUUCCAAAUGGUGUAGCAAAACUUGCCACCAGUCCUUUAGCUGAUUUGCUUGACUUAAGUUCUGAUGAUGUGCCAGCCGUUACCACUGCCUCCACCACUACAGCACCUAACAACUUCCUAGAAGACCUUUUGGGUAUUGGUCAGAUAAAUGCAUCAACUGCAGGUGCACCUUCAUCUGCGAGCACAGAUAUUCUUAUUGAUCUUCUAUCCAUUGGGUCAUCGUCAUCACAGAAUGGCCCACCAGCAGCAGGCUUUAGUCCACCUUCCCAAGUUGGUGCUGUUGUACCUGAAGCUACAGAUCUGCUUGGUAAUUUGUCAUCAAGUACACCUGUUUCUGGGACCAAAUCCACUCCUGCAGUACCUCAAGAUAUAGAUCUGCUUGAUGUUCUGCCAUCUAAUACAUCUGUUUCUGGACUUGAUAAUCACUCAUCAAUAACGGCUUUCCAGAGUGCAACCUUAAAGAUCAACUUCGAUUUGAAAAGACAGCCUGGAAAACCACAAGAGACUGCCAUCCAUGCUACUUUUACAAAUUUGACGUCCACUUCUUAUACAGAUUUUGUUUUUCAGGCAGCUGUUCCAAAGUUUAUCCAGUUACGUUUGGAUCCAGCUAGCAGCAACAUUGUUCCAGCUAGUGGCAAUGGUUCAGUCACUCAAGGGUUCAGUGUCACCAAUAACCAACAUGGGCAGAAACCACUUGCAAUGCGUAUCCGGAUGUCUUACAAAGUGAACGGUGAAGACAGAUUGGAACAAGGCCAAGUCAGCAAUUUUCCUCCUGGACUAUAGUGCUCAGUCAGUGCCAUUUUGUUGUUACAUUAUUGUCGUGAUGAUAGUUAUCUCCAUUUGCGUCCCUUAUUCUUUCUGUUCUCUGUACGUCUGCAUCCCCUUCAGAGGGGGUGGUUCAUCAAAUAGUUUUUAUUUUUGCUCAUUCAUUCUUCCUAUAUAUUGUAUAGUAGAAAGGAACAAUUCAUCACCAAGAGCAACUCCCGAAAAUUCAUGAAAAAUUUCUCAUCCUCCCUUGAUUGGAGAAGGCUGAUUACCUUCUGUUGAGGCAGCUGGGAUGCAAGAUUGGUCAUUGAGAGCAUCUCCAACAGCAUGACUACUUGACUCUAAGCUAAAUUUUACUAUCUUGUACAAAAUUACUC